Arachis ipaensis is the source of this 784-nucleotide messenger RNA. RefSeq lists its product as uncharacterized. The record is from RefSeq and is a predicted model, not a curated record. Gene Ontology annotation, cellular component: chloroplast thylakoid membrane; chloroplast inner membrane. Lineage: Eukaryota; Viridiplantae; Streptophyta; Magnoliopsida; Fabales; Fabaceae.
UCGGUUUCUACAAGGAACUAAUGACAAGUUGACAACUUCCACUCCCAUUUACGUAGGUUUUUCAGUUUUGCUCUGAACCUGUUUGCUGAAAGUCCAGAAAGAAAGAAAGAAAGAAAGAAAAUGGCUGUUCUAUCAGGAUCAGUGGCCAUGGUUAAGAUUCCAGAGACUCGCUUUCUUUCAGGUUCUUUAUCAAAACCAAUGGAUAAAUGCUUCUUGAAAAUCAGCUCUAGUGCAUGCUUUCCAGGUUCCUCUGUUAGGGCUAAAGCAACGCAUAAGCUACCACUUGUAGUACAAGCCAGUGGAGAUGCUGGAAGACAAAAUAGUGGAAAUAUCUUUAUUGGUGGCUUUGUAUUGGGAGGACUGGUUGUUGGAGCAUUAGGUUGUCUAUAUGCACCUCAGAUAAGCAGGACACUAGCUGCAGCUGACAGUACAGAAAUCAUGAAGAAACUUCCGAAAUUUAUUUACGAUGAAGAAAAAGCUCUUGAGAGGACUCGCAAGAUGCUGUCGGAGAAAAUAGCCGAGCUGAAUUCUGCCAUUGAUGGUGUUUCUGCACAGUUGAGGGCAGAGGAACCCACGGAAACAGACGGGUACGCCGCAAGGUCAGAGGAAGUCGAAGCAUCUGUAUAAUGGAUGAAUUAUUAGUGAUUAGACCAUAUAUUUAAUUACAAAUUAUCGUAUUCUUUUAAUGAUCUCAAAACAUUAUCAUCAAGUACUGGAUUUUAAUGUUUUAUUAGUGAAUUUUGCUUAUCAUAAUCAAGUAAUCAACUAUUUCUUUUCCCUCUGG